AUCCGUUACCGGACCGGUAGAGGGGAGGGGUCCUGAUUGUCCCUGCGUCGCGGAACAGGGCUGGCAGUCACGUGACUGGCAGCGGCCGGCGCCUCGAGCGAGGAGGGGGCUGCAGGGGGAGGGGAAGCCCGGACUCCCCUCGGCCAGGCAGGCCCCCGCCGCCAUGGGCAGUGAGUAUCGGGCGGAGAAGCGGGAUCCGACGGGCGGCGACAGAGGAGGCUGGGGGAAGGGGCGAUCGGGGCCACGGACACCAGUUAAAUUUUUAGAAGUUAUUAAGCCUUUCUGUGCAGUUUUACCUGAAAUCCAGAAGCCUGAAAGAAAGAUCCAGUUCAGAGAGAAAGUACUAUGGACAGCUAUUACACUAUUCAUUUUCUUAGUGUGCUGUCAGAUACCUUUGUUUGGAAUCAUGUCAUCAGACUCUGCAGAUCCUUUCUAUUGGAUGAGAGUAAUUCUUGCAUCAAACAGAGGGACUUUGAUGGAGUUGGGUAUCUCGCCCAUUGUGACAUCUGGUUUGAUCAUGCAGCUGUUAGCUGGUGCCAAGAUCAUUGAAGUUGGUGAUACACCAAAAGACAGAGCUCUUUUCAAUGGAGCCCAGAAAUUGUUCGGGAUGAUAAUUACCAUUGGGCAGGCCAUUGUGUACGUCAUGACUGGGAUGUAUGGAGAUCCUGCUGAAAUGGGUGCUGGAAUUUGUCUCCUUAUCAUAAUUCAGUUGUUUGUUGCUGGUUUGAUUGUGCUGCUGUUAGAUGAGCUGCUGCAGAAGGGUUACGGCUUGGGGUCUGGUAUUUCCCUCUUUAUUGCUACCAACAUCUGUGAAACCAUUGUCUGGAAGGCCUUUAGUCCCACUACCAUUAACACUGGCAGAGGAACAGAGUUUGAAGGUGCAGUGAUUGCAUUAUUCCAUCUUCUGGCUACACGAACUGACAAAGUCCGUGCUUUGCGGGAGGCUUUCUACAGACAAAACUUGCCCAAUCUCAUGAAUCUGAUUGCUACCGUCUUUGUGUUUGCUGUGGUCAUAUAUUUUCAGGGGUUUCGUGUUGAUUUACCUAUCAAGUCUGCCCGAUACCGUGGACAGUACAGUAGCUAUCCCAUCAAGCUCUUCUAUACCUCCAACAUUCCCAUCAUUCUUCAGUCUGCCUUAGUUUCAAACCUCUAUGUUAUUUCCCAGAUGUUGUCUGUUCGGUUUAGUGGCAACUUCUUAGUAAACUUACUAGGACAGUGGGCAGAUGUCAGUGGUGGUGGCCCUGCUCGCUCUUACCCAGUUGGUGGUCUCUGCUAUUACCUAUCUCCCCCAGAAUCCAUGGGUGCUAUAUUUGAGGAUCCUGUCCAUGUAAUUGUUUAUAUCAUUUUUAUGUUGGGAUCCUGUGCGUUCUUCUCCAAGACAUGGAUUGAGGUGUCUGGUUCAUCAGCAAAAGAUGUUGCUAAGCAACUGAAAGAACAGCAAAUGGUGAUGAGAGGCCACAGGGAUACAUCGAUGGUUCAUGAGCUUAAUAGGUACAUCCCUACAGCAGCUGCAUUUGGUGGCUUGUGUAUUGGUGCCCUCUCAGUAUUAGCAGACUUUCUUGGAGCCAUUGGAUCAGGCACUGGCAUCCUGCUUGCAGUCACCAUUAUUUAUCAGUAUUUUGAAAUAUUUGUAAAAGAACAGGCUGAAGUUGGAGGAGUGGGUGCUUUAUUUUUCUAAAUGUCCAAAUAUUUCACGAUUUGCUUGAAAGGGAAAGUAUUUUGACAACAUGCCUCACAUCAGUCCAAUAAUGCUGUCGUCUUUUUCUUUGUUUUCAAGUGCUAAGUCCCAUUAUCGUAAUGGGCACUGAGCAAUGCCUGUGUGCAGCAUCAGUACCAGCUGCCUUAAGAAUAAAGUUUACAUUAUCUUGUUUAAAUAGAUCUAGUGUUGCCUGUAAUGCUGGAAAUAAAUGCAUCUACUUUGCUAUUCAGACACUACAGUGAGAUGGUAAAAUGUAAGAGUUUGAUUAUUAGUAAACAUUUUGCACACAGCGUGAAGAUCUUAAAUUGAUUUCCCCAUUUUUAGUCAGAAAAAAAUACCAGAGUGUAGAUUGCCACAUGCCAAUAUUCUUGAGCUUAUUCAAUAAGUUCUUGACAGAAUUUGUAUGUAAUCUAUAUUUUACAUGAAUUACUUUUUAUACUUUUUUACGUGCAUUUCCCCAUGGUUGUGCUUCAGUAUUCCCUCUUCAUUUGUAUUGUCUCCACUUGGUCACCAAACUCCUCGUCAUGAGGGUGGACAAAUGUUUUACCUGAGAUUGCUACUCCUCUCACCGGUGAAUUGGUUCUGCUGUGGGGGAUGCUGUAUGUGCAAGGCCCAUAGAGCACUUCCAUUCUCAGCCCUGGGCUUCCCGCAUGGUAGGUGCAGUCAUGCCACCAGGUUGGCCUAUACCUUUUGUAUUUAACAUGUACUUGUGAAAACUGCCACUGAAACUUCAUGUCCACUUUGCUUUUGUGAUUCUGAAGGACAGAGGCCUGCUUCCUAAAGCAUUGUUCGGAGUGGGGAGAUGGGGGAAAUAAGCAAUUCCUGUUGAAAAAUUAUUUAUGUUGUCGUACUUUACAACAGCAAUGUAACUAGUAUAAACAUUAGACAAUAAACUUAUUUAAUUAAA
This is a messenger RNA of Caretta caretta (loggerhead turtle), 2606 nucleotides long. It is a transcript of the gene SEC61A2, whose product is annotated as SEC61 translocon subunit alpha 2. Gene Ontology annotation, cellular component: membrane. The record is from RefSeq and is a predicted model, not a curated record. Gene Ontology annotation, biological process: protein transport. NCBI's taxonomy places the organism in Eukaryota, Metazoa, Chordata, Testudines, Cheloniidae.